CAUGAAAAAGGAGCAGUUGAUUCAGCUGUGGAUGGCUCAAGGAUUUCUUCAAGAAGAUCAAGCAAAAGAUAUCCACAUGGAAGAUGUUGGUGAUGAGUAUUUUAAUAUCUUGUUAACAAAUUCCUUAUUCCAAGAUGUGGAAAGGAACGAACUUCGAGAUAUUGUUAGUUGCAAGAUGCAUGAUGCUGUGCAUGAUCUUGCCCAGUUUGUUUCAAGAUCUGAAACAUUGAUUCAUGGAGAUGAUUCUAGUAAAGAUAUUUCUCACAUCCGACAUUUAAAUCUCAUUGAUGAUAAGGAGAUAUUGGUAAAACUAGGUCAGACUGGUGUUAAAACAUUGCGAACUUUAUUUUCAGAGGUUGAUGUUUUUGAUAAGCUUUCGUGGGCAUUCAAAAGGUUGCGGGUUUUAAACCUUUCUGAUUCUUACAUCAGGACCUUGCCUGCUUCAAUCAGGAAAUUGAAGCACUUGAGGUAUUUAAAUCUGUCAGAAACUCCUAUCAGUGUUCUACCAAGAUCAAUCACCGAACUCUACAACUUGCAGACGUUGAUUCUGCUGCAAUGCUAUUUUCUUCAACAGCUUCCUAAGGGAGUGGAAAAUUUAAUUAGCUUGAGACAAUUUUAUUUUGACAGUCCAAAUCUGGUGCCAGCUCUAAUAGGGAGGUUAACUUCUCUUAGAGCAUUGACAAUGUUUGCGGUGGAUAAAGAGGAAGGACAUGGAAUUGAAGAAUUAGGUACCUUAAGAUACCUUAGGGGGAGGUUGAAAAUCUUGAAUCUAGAAUACGUGGCAGGCAGAGAUGAAGCCAUAAAAGCAAACUUGAAGGAAAAGACAAAAUUGUAUGAGUUGGAAUACAACUGGGGUUAUGGAAAUGAAAACUGCAGAAAUGAUGAGGGGGUGUUAGAGGGUCUCCAACCUUGCAGAAAUUUGAAGAGAUUAAACAUUCUCGGCUUUAAAGGCCAGAAAUUUCCAGCAUGGUGCAGCAAUAUUUCAGUACUCAACCAUUUGGUGAGCUUAAGAUUGGAAUCUUGUCACAGUUGCAGAGAAUUGCCAACACUUGGGCACUUGCCCCAUCUUAAAUUUCUUGAAAUAAGUGGCAUGGAUGGUAUCAAAUGCAUAGGUAAUGAAUUUUACGGAAACUUAGAUGGAGCACAUAGCAGCAGUGGCAGUGUUGAAUCAAAGGCAGUUCCCGUGUUCCCAUCAUUGAGAAAAUUGGAGCUUGAAGAGAUGGAAGGACUGCAAGAAUGGAAACUACCAGCACUAACAUGCGGAGGAAAAGGUGGUGUUCUGUUUCCUCACCUGGUGGAGUUGAGUGUUGAGUAUUGUCCACGGCUCUCAAGUAUUCCAUUGAAUCAAUUGGCUUCUCUCCAAAAGCUUCAUAUUGCAGACUGUGAUAAGCUGAGUAAGGUGCUAAUUGUCCCGCCAGCACUCACUAUUGAAGAAGAUUGUGAUGGCUUUAGUGAUUCUGGGGACAUUUCUUUCUCUCUCCCCCAACUUGAAAGUAUGAGGAUAUGGAGAUGUCCUAAUCUUAAGAGGAUUCCUGAUAUACAUGGCCUCACCUCCCUUGAAAUUUUUGACAUUAGAAUGUGUGGAUUGACACAUCUACCUAGUUGGAUGUGGUCCUGCAAGUCUCUCCAGAAUUUUAUUCUAUGUAAUUGUCCUGAGUUGUCAUAUUUUCCAGAGAUUUAUGAGGCUCUAUCACUG
Messenger RNA from Carica papaya (papaya), 1696 nucleotides. The record is from RefSeq and is a predicted model, not a curated record. Lineage: Eukaryota; Viridiplantae; Streptophyta; Magnoliopsida; Brassicales; Caricaceae.